UUAACGUGCAGCUCUCACUUCUUCAGACUUAUGUGUCUAUGCAUUUGCUAUUGUUUUUAUUUUUAAAAAGAAAACAAGGACUAUGAUUUUGAUUUUCUGAAUUAAUCAUUAAAUCGUUCCAGUUUGGUUAUAGCACGCUGUUAACAAAAAUAAAUUGAAAAUAAACCUUUCCACAAUGUAUCAACCACAAGCUUUUCUAUAUACCAAAUUAUUUAAAACACAAAGCUAUAUAAGAAACUCAUACAAAAACUACAGAGGAAUGGUCUCUUAUGUUCAGGGUCAGUCUCCUGAACCAAAAAUCAGGGAAUACUUCUACUACGUAGACCACCAAGGAAUGUUGUUUUUAGAUGAUGCUCGCAUGAAGAAUUUUACAUCGUGUUUUAAGGAGAAAAAGUUUCUUCGCUUCUUUUUCAAUCAGUUGAAAAUAAAUGAAACUGCAAGGUAUCCAGAAUUCCCUUACAUUUCACUAUGUGGAAGAGAAAGGAAUUUUGUUAGAUGUGAUGAUUAUCCCAUCGUAUACACUCAUGUUAUUCCUACGCCAAAUGACGAGAUGCUCUUAGCUCACAAUCAUGCUGGAGAUUUACUCAUAAAGAAAUUCAUUCCAGAGAAAAUAUUCAUGUUGCCAGACACUGGAAGGGUUUACCAUCCUGCUCCUGAAAAAGUUGGUGGAAUCGGAUUAGUAAGAUCCAAACUAGCCAUAGAAUUCAGCAAACAUUUUGAAUUCGAUAAUGGUGAAGACAAUCCACCUACAAAAUUCACAUAUGAGAGUGUUACAUAUGAUUUAGAUACUAGAUGGUAUUUGAACCUUGUUAAGAAACAAAAAAUACAUAGCACUUCCUAGAAAGGUACUGAUUCUAAAACCUUUACAAACAAUCCACAACUAUUCAUAAAUUACAAUCAUUUACCUGUUAGGCUUUCCAGGGAAGUUCAUCCUUGGCCAAAAAGAUGGAUAUCAGGGGAACUACUACCAUUUUAGCUUAUACAGUAGCGGACAAAAGUUUGGAAACAUUCUUAGUGAUUUUUAAAAAGGGCGCCAAUUUUUCUACUUUUUGUUAUUAAGAACUAUUUUUUCUCUUAUAUAGUUUGCUUACAGUCUUGAGGAUACAAAUGACGAUUUGUGUUUGCUGUGGUACUACAGACUAGCUUUAAAAUACCUUCAUAUUGUUUUAUGACCAAAAAUAAGAUGACAAAAGUAUUGACAUAUAUUUCUUAUUUCAAAAUUAAAUACAAAAAGAUUUAAAAAAUAUUUAGUAACAUAACCUUUAGCAUUCCACACUGCCUGACAUCUGCUGCUCAUAGAAGACACCAAUUUUUUACAGACGUCUGUUGGGAUAUUUUGGCAAAAAUUUUUUCAUAAUCAAAUAAAUCGUUCAAUUUUUAAAAGUUUUUCUUGUCAGCUGCCUUUUAAAAUGCUCCCAGAGAUGUUCUAUAGGGUUUAGAUCCGGGGAUUGCAAAGGCCAUGUAAGAACAUUAACAUUUAAGAAUUUUUAGGUAUGCUUGGGGUCAUUAUCUUCCUGAAUUGAGACAUUUCUUCUCCAGCAAAAGGGAGCACGUGUUCGCUAAGAAUAUCUUUGUAAAGUCUUUGAUCCAUUUUCCCAAUAAUUUCAACAACUGGACCUGUUCUAGAACUAGAAAAAACAGCCCCAAACCAUGAGUUUGCCUCCACCGUGCUUAACUGUUGGCAACUGAUCCUUUUUGUAGAAUCUUUUUCGUAUUGGACGUCUCAAAUAUGCCGUAACGUCAGAUCCAACUUAAAUUUGCUUUCAUCCCUCCAUAAAACUGUAUUCCAUUGUUGUUCUGUCCAAGUUUUAGGAAAUUCAAUACGAUUUUUUUAUAAAAGAUAGGCUUCUGCACUGGACACCAAAAGGCUCAAAGUCCACCAUGGAACAAAUGUUUAAUGUAGCGAUCCAAAACAUAAUCGGUUUUUUUCAGUCUUCGCACCUGGGUCGCGUUGCUGUUGAUCCGUAUUCAUGAUAUUUACUAAUAAUUUUCGAAAUCGUCCUUUGUUCAUUUUUAAUCUUUGAGAAAUGUCAAAAUUUCUGACACCACGACUAAAUAAUUCAAUUACUUUGUCUCUUAAAUCUUUUACUUUUUUUGCCAUUUUCACUGAUGUUAAUAUUUACCGCACGCAAUAUCAGAGUAUCGCAGAACGAAAACGCGUGUUUUUAUUUUCAGGGAAUUUAAAUAUUGAGACGAUAAACCUUGACAAAGGUAGACUUAAAUAUUUAUAUUAUCUGAACGUUCACAAUUUUAAUUGAGGUAUAUGAAAUAGUUCAUAAUAAUGUUAAUAUUUGUUUCCUAACUUGUCCGCUACUGUACAAAUUGAAUAAAUGUUAGAUUUAUUAAAGG
Molecule: messenger RNA, 2349 nt
Organism: Acanthoscelides obtectus
Lineage: Eukaryota; Metazoa; Arthropoda; Insecta; Coleoptera; Chrysomelidae
Source: the annotation of a GenBank genome assembly